CGCAUCUGCAUCGGCGCGAUCUGUUGCCGAAGUGAACGGUCGCAUAGAAACGCUAAGAAAACUUACCCGUUGCGGAGCGUUUCGCUCGCCAGUCGCCGAAAAACGGUCCGUGCAGGUGUUGGCGUAGAAGAAAGUUCCCCAAGAAAUCGACAGUCUGCAAUAUGGAACCGCUACUGGCCGUCGUAGCCGUCGCGCUGCUGGGCUUCGUGCACGGGGGAGUGCUAGUGCAAGACGCGCCCCAAUGUCCGGAGCCGCUGGGCGUGCAGGCAUACGCCCAUCCCGAAUCCUGCAACCUCUUCUUUUUGUGCACCAACGGCACCCUCACCGUCGAGACAUGCGAAAACGGUCUCCUGUUCGACGGCAAGGGCGCCGUCCACAACCACUGCAACUACAACUGGGCAGUUGAGUGCGGCCACAGAAAAGCCGACCUGACGCCUAUCAGCACGCCGGGCUGCGAGUACCAGUUCGGGAUUUACCCCGACAGUGCCGAAUGUUCGACCAAUUACAUCAAGUGCGCCUACGGCGAGCCCAUACCGCAGGCCUGCGAGGCCGGUUUAGUCUACGACGACAGGAUCCACGGCUGCAACUGGCCGGACCUCCUUCUCGAGACCUGCAACCCGGAAGCCGUAAUCGGAUUCAAAUGCCCUACGAAGGUGCCGUCAGGUCAUCCGGCGGCGAGGUUCUGGCCGUACCCUAGAUUCUCGGUACCGGGAGAUUGCCACAGGCUCAUCACCUGCGUCAACGGACAUCCAAGACUCAUCAGUUGCGGUGAGGACAAGGUGGUGGACGAGUCGUCUCUGACAUGUGAAGAACCCGAACUGGUGCCGCACUGCGCCAACCACGUUAGGAAAUAGAGGGGCGAGCUAUAGCAUUUCGGCUAAAAUUGUUUGUUUUUUAAAGUUUAUGUAAUGUAAAUAACAUUUAAUCGGUUAUUUAAUAUUUAUUCGAAAUUUUAGGUUGAUUUUGUAUAUUAUUCGUUUUGAUUGGCACAAAUAAAGUUUUUAUAUUGUU
Messenger RNA from Cylas formicarius (sweet potato weevil), 1011 nucleotides. It is a transcript of the gene Cpap3-d1, whose product is annotated as protein obstructor-E. The record is from RefSeq and is a predicted model, not a curated record. Gene Ontology annotation, molecular function: chitin binding. The transcript has 4 exons. Lineage: Eukaryota; Metazoa; Arthropoda; Insecta; Coleoptera; Brentidae. Bases 162 to 854 code for a protein of 230 amino acids. Gene Ontology annotation, cellular component: extracellular region.